Owenia fusiformis is the source of this 2683-nucleotide messenger RNA. The record is from the annotation of a GenBank genome assembly. NCBI's taxonomy places the organism in Eukaryota, Metazoa, Annelida, Polychaeta, Sabellida, Oweniidae.
CUUUCAGGUGUUUUGAAUGGCAAAGUAUUCCGAGCAUACAUUCAUAUAUCAACUCAGUUUGUCUCUUUCAUAAUUAGAUGCUGUUUUACGUUGCUUCGUGAUGCAGCAGAUUGCGUGGAUACUUGGAAUCAUCGCCAUCGGAUUCUCUGCCAAAGGUGAAGGGGAAUUAAAGCGUCUAGCCACCCAGUUGGCAGUGGAAUUGGAAGAGAGAGAUGGACCAGCGUUCCCACUUGAUAAGCGACUGCUUGAUGUGACAGCAAGGGGAGCAGAUGUCGUUAACGACGUUGUCGAAGAAAUUGGGCGCGCCAAAAUCUUUCCUAACGAUCAAAGGUUUAUGAAGAGGAUCGCAUUCUUGGAGACUAGGAAUGGAGAAAGCGCAAAUGAAGGAUCAGGAGGAAUAUGGAAGGUCUCUAAGAAGGCGUUUGAAGACAUUCAGAAUAACGGCGACACAUUCCAUAAACGCUUGCAAGAGAAGGAAGAUUUGAUCCAAGCCAACUGGGGAUUGAAGUGGAACAAUUUAGCAUACAGAGACCUGGAUUCGCCGUUCAUUUCUGGCCUCGCGGCUCGUCUCUACCUAUCCAAUGACCCCAGUCCAAUCCCUGCCGAGAAAGAACUGGAUCUCCAGACACGAUACUGGGCUGACAAGUACCAUCCAGCCAAUGAUGAAAUAGAAAGUAAAGAGACUGCAAUCGCUGCUCUUAAAAGGGCUGAACUAGGAGAAGUUGAUGCUAUUAGCGACAUCGCUAAACCAGAAACUCGAAAAUAUAAGGAAAUACUAGCAGGACUUGCAGCUGAUUUAGCUAGACGAAACGGCCCAGCUACCCCACUUAAUGCCAACUCAAGGUUGCUCGAAAGAUCUGCCAGGGGAGAAGACGUUAUAAACGAGGUAGCUGACAAGAUUGAAAACUCGCAGAUAUUCGAUGAUGAUCACGGUUUGCUGAGGUUGAUUGCGAGACUAGAGACGAAAUUUGGUGAGAGUUCAACGCCCGGCACUGGUGGUUUGUGGAAGGUGAGUGAACGAGCUUUUGAAGAGACACAUAACAAAGGCAAACACAUCCACACGCGCAUUCAGACGAAGGAUGACUUAAUAGAAGCGCAGUGGGGUGUUGACUGGAGUGAUAUAACAUACAGAGAUUUAGACAAACCAUUUUACUCUGGUCUGGCUGCUCGUAUGUUCCUGUCGAAUGAUCCCAGUCCUAUUCCGAGCGAUGCAUAUGGUCAGCUAGAAUAUUGGAAGAAACAUUUUAACUUCGGAGAGCAUUCAGAUGCAUCCUCAAAAUCAUUAGAGGCCCAGAAAAAAUCAUUAGAUGAAGCAGGCAGUGCACCAGGCAAACAGCUUUUUGAGGAUCUGAAACGCGUGGUCCAACGCCUACACGAUAAAAAGCGUGACAAAAUGACUGAAGGAGACAAAGCAAAGGAAAUUGAGUACAUCGACCUGAAAGUCGUUGGAGCUGACAAUUCCGAGGUACAUUUUAAAAUAAAAAAAUCAACACAGCUGAAAAAACUAAAACAAGCAUACGCUGAUCGACAGGGCGUUUCAUUGAACAGUUUACGAUUUUUGUUUGAUGGAAAAAGAAUGAAUGAUAAUCAAUCACCAAAUCAGCUAGAAAUGGAAGAAGGCGAUGUCAUAGAGGAAGAACAGCAGAAUAGAGAUGUUACUGAAACCAAACGAACUGAAGCAACAGAUACGAUCAAGUCAAGUAUUGAACAAGACUUGUUGAAGAAGGAAGAUGACACAACUGCAGGAGAAGCGGCCAUAGCUAAACAAGGUGAACUUCAAAAUAUGGUUGAUGCAAAGGGCGAUCUUCAAGAAAAGGGUAAUGACAAUGGUAUCCAAGAACUGACAGAUAAACUUGAAAGUCAUCUGAAAGCUAUUCGUAGGACAUCGUUUAUCAGGCAAGCAUUGAAAAAGGAGAUCGAGGCUAGCAAACGAGAGAAUACAGAUGUCCAAGUCGGACACCAGGCAGAAUUGAAAGAUAUUGAAGAGGAUCUUGAAAUAAGUCUUGCAAAGAAACUAUUGGAUCGUAUCGUGAACAAAUCUCAGCGAAGACACAAGAUCUAGAGAUGUGCAAAGUUCAAGGAUGUAUAAACAUGUAUGACAAAGAUCGAUUCAUAUAGAGAUGAGGUCUACCUGUGCAUGUAGAACCUUGAUAUUGAAUACAUUAACCUAUUAUGUUCUCAGGCACGCCCUUUUUACAGGUUCGACACAACCUCAGAAUGUUCAAAUGCAUUCACAAUGUUUUGCAGAAUCGCAAAAAAGAUGUGUGUAAAACUUAAAAGAAACUAUUUUGAUCAAGAAAUUUAUUCUAAUAUUUGCUUUACUGAUCCAAAAUUUAGUAUCAAACAACAAACGGGGGGAUAGUCGUCACAUGACCUUUGCAACUUGAUACGACACAACACAGUAGGGAUAGGUAAAGCUACUAUCACACCGGCCAAAAUGCCCUUAUAUGUCACUUCCGAAAAAAGUAGUUUUCAAAAAUAAAUGUAGUCUCAACACAUUUGUGAUCAUGACGAGUCAGUAGGAAAAGGAAAAUGUCUAGUCAAGUGGCGUAUUAAGUUUGCCUUCAUUUUUGUGAAUUUCAAUUUCUGUCGGCAGAGAGGAGGGGGUAGUGUCACAAUUGACCAAUUAUUUCAAAAAGUAGAUAUUUGGCCCCUAUUGUGCUUAUUGUCAAAAUGUAGCUUA